AUGAUCUUUGCUGUGAGAGAAAUAAACCAACGGCAAGACCUUUUGCCAAACUUAUCAUUGGGCUACCACAUCAAGGACAGUGGUGAUGACAUACCUGUAUCUGUGAAGAGAUCUCUUCUUCUGGUCAAUGGACAGCCAGAAAAGGACAGUGGACAGAGCUGUACAAAAGAUAUACAAAAGCAGCCGAGCCCUGUAAUCGUGGGAGAUGCUGCAUCAGGAGUCUCCAUGGCUGUUCUGAGAACUUUAGGAUCCUUUAAAAUACCCAUGGUGAGCUACUUUGCAUCCUGUUCAUGUCUCAGUAACAAGAAAGAGUUUCCAGCAUUCAUGCGGACAAUGCCAAGUGAUGUAUUUCAGAUUAAAGCUUUGGUAAAACUUGUUCAAUAUUUUCAAUGGACAUGGGUUGGGGUGAUCGGUGUGGAAUCAGAUUAUGCUCGCUUUGCAAUCCAGCUUUUCUUAAAGGAGUCCGAAACAUUUAAUAUUUGUCCUGCUUAUGUUCACUUCUAUUCUGUUGUUUUGAUGCAAGAUGCAGUGGAGGAACUUGUGGACAUUUUAAAAUCAUCUUCUGCCACAGUCAUAGUAAACUUCUCUGGGGAAUCAGAACUACAUAGUAUACUAAAAGAGUGCAGACGGCAAAAUCUUACUCAUCUACAGUGGAUUGCCAGUGAGGCCUGGGCCACAUCUAAAGCCCUCUGGGGCAAUUUUGGUGAUCUGUUGAAAGGAACAUUAGGGUUUGCCAUACGGAGAGCUGAUAUUCCACAUCUUGGUAGUUACCUCAGAAGAGUAAAUAUUUCUGUUGCUCAGAAGUCAGAUUUUCUCUCCGAGUUUUGGGAAGAGACUUUCCAUUGUCGACUGAAUGGGUCUUUAAAUACUCAUGUACAUGGAGAACAGCCACAGAACUGGCCACCUUGUAAUGGCAGUGAGAGUUUGGAUGAUGUAUACACUCCUUAUUUAGACGUGUCACAACUCAGAGUCUCCUACAAUGUUUAUAAGGCUGUGUAUCUCAUAGCAAAUGCACUACAUGACAUGAGCACGUGUGAACCAGGAAAAGGCCCCUUUCAGAAUGGGACAUGUGGGUGUCUGUCUCAAAUUCUGCCAUGGCAGGUGUGUCUUACUCACCAUUUUGCAUUUUCUGCCUAUAUUGUGCUAAUAAGAAAUUAUCAAACACUGUACACAUUUUAAAACAAUGUUUAAAUGUAACAUAUAUGCAUUCUAUAUA
Molecule: messenger RNA, 1216 nt
Organism: Carassius gibelio (silver crucian carp)
Lineage: Eukaryota; Metazoa; Chordata; Actinopteri; Cypriniformes; Cyprinidae
Product: extracellular calcium-sensing receptor-like
Exons: 2
Coding region: 1-1179 (392 amino acids)
Biological process (GO): G protein-coupled receptor signaling pathway
Cellular component (GO): membrane
Molecular function (GO): G protein-coupled receptor activity
Source: RefSeq, a predicted model, not a curated record